Rhinocladiella mackenziei CBS 650.93 is the source of this 2256-nucleotide messenger RNA. RefSeq lists its product as uncharacterized. The transcript is spliced from 4 exons. The record is from RefSeq and is a predicted model, not a curated record. Lineage: Eukaryota; Fungi; Ascomycota; Eurotiomycetes; Chaetothyriales; Herpotrichiellaceae. The coding region runs from base 1 to 2256 and encodes 751 amino acids.
AUGCAGCAUCGCGCCACACAACCCUAUCCAAACGUUGCUCCGGUCCAUCACGUCCAGCAAUCGCAGUCGCGACCGUUGAAUAGCAAUCAGACGCCUCAGCAGCCGUAUCCGUCUCCGAACGUAUACACGCCGCAGCCAGGUCUUCAGUCGCCAUUUCUGAACAACCAGGCUCAAUUUCAGUCACAACAGGCGCCAAACGACGCUCCUAAUUACUAUCCUUCGAAUCAGAGCCCACGAAGCCAGCAUAGCGGUGCUGGAACCUACUAUCCGACCGAAAAACCCGAUUCUAUGGCAGCGACAGCGACCAUGCAGAGGCCCUACCCCCCUAUCUAUCACACUCCGCAAUCGAAUUCACCGGCGUCGGUGACCUCGCCUCAAUCUCAUGACCAUGGAAGGCCCAUGUAUGGCCAGCCGGCUUCUCAAUUGAAUCAACCGCUCUACGGUUAUCCUCAAUAUCAGUCAAUGAAUCAAGUACACCAGCCAGCAUAUGGAGGCCACCAUGGACAAACUCAGCAGCAUCAGAUGAAUUCCCAGCCGAUGUUGCCGUAUCAAUCUACUACUCCCCAAAUUCCUCAAAGCCAAGUUGCUCCUCAUCACUCUACGAUCUCAAGCAGUCCCAGGUUGAAAUCCGACGCCAAUCAACAAUAUCAACAGACACCGCAAGCUCGACCGGGCAUGCUUCCACAACAGCAGCAACAUCCAGCUCCAGUCCCGCCCACCGCUGGCCUUUCUCAACAACAACAGCAGCAGCAGCAGCAACAACAACAACAACCACCGCCCCCGCCGCCGCCCCCGCCGCAGAAUCCCAAUCUUCCGCCGAACUCGAAUGCGGCUCCCGGGCCCAUUCCUGCCACGACACCUUUGGUCGUCCGACAGGACGGAAAUGGCGUUCAAUGGAUAGCUUUCGAAUAUUCUCGAGAUCGUGUCAAAAUGGAAUACACCAUUCGAUGUGACGUGGAAUCGGUGGAUGCUAAUGCCCUGUCGCAAGAAUUCAAAUCCGAGAACUGUGUCUAUCCGCGGGCCUGUGUCCCCAAAGAACAGUACAAAGGGAAUCGACUGGGAUAUGAAACCGAUUGCAAUCAAGUAGGUUGGGCUUUGGCCGAAUUAAAUCCAUGUUUACGAGGAAAACGCGGUUUGAUUCAAAGGGCAGUCGAUAGCUGGAGGAACAGCAACCAGGAUCCGCGAUUGAGAAGCCGACGGGUAAGGCGACAAGCCAAAAUGAACAACCGGUCGAAGUUGACGGCUUCAACCGCUGGCCAAGCACCUGGGUCAGCUGGUCCCGUAUCGACGGGGCUUCCUGGUCCAAAUUCAAUGGCCGCUCCGAGUGCCAGGCCCCCUGGUGCCUUGCCAAAUGCACCGACCCAAAUCUUACAUCGCCAACAGGAAGUAUCUCCCACCGGACACGAAAAUGUUGGAGCAACCCCGUACAACACCGCCCCGCAAGCAUAUCGCCAAAACUCCACACCGCAACAUAUGCCGAGUCCAAACGACAUUCGCCAGGGUCACGUUUUCUCUGGCUAUCCCAAUUACCCAGCAGUUCCGACCAGCAUGGCUCCAUCAAUGGCUCCCUCGAUGCAGGGAGGUUUGCACCACCUCGGAAGACCCGGGGGGACGGCCGCCAUGGCAUCUAAAGAACAAACCGAAAAGGAAGAAGAGGACAAUGCCCUGUUCGGCGAACUGCCCGAAGGCAAACGACGAAAGUUCAUUCUGGUCGAAGACACUCAGAAGAAUACCCGAAUACGAGUCAAGGUGACCUUGGAUCAAAUCGAAAUGAGUGAGAUCCCCGAUUCAUACCGAAAGCAGAAUUCAGUCUUUCCACGCGCGUAUUUCCCGGUUCAAAUGCAAAGUGUUCCCGAUUCUACCCGAGGGGAUCGAUUUGUCGAGGAAGGGGAUGAAGUGGACGGUGGUGCGCCCACCAUCGGCAAGACGUCUGUCGCAGUCCAAACCGGUGAUGGUGAGGCUGAGGUGGAUGUGCCGAAAAUUUCUCGAAGCAAGCGAGUUCGGGAAGAAAAGAUCAAUGAACUAGGAUAUCGCAUGGCAUGGGGUCAAGGUCGAGUGUUUUCGGCCCGGCCCAUCUUUCUUGGUCGUGCCCUGGAUGCGUAUCGAGGCAAGCAACGAAGUGCCCUCUUAGCGGCUGGUUCGGAACCGUCAACCAUCCCAGCUCAUCUCGAAACACGACCAGGAAAAAGAAAGUGGCUCGAAAGAACGAAAGUCGUUGCUCAACCGCCAACACCGCCAACCGCCGUAUCCGACUGA